GACCAGAUCCUCUCUACAGAGACCUCUACUGCACAGAGAACCACACAUGGCUCCUACAAUCACUUCAGCAAUGACUUCUUCCCAGGACCACCUAACCCUGACCCACAAGAUCAGAAAACCACUGGUGGAAAAGCUACGCAGAGAGCGAAUCAGUAGCAGCAUUGAGCAGCUCAAGUCUCUGCUAGGUCCAGAGUUCCUCAAACAAGAACCUGACUCCAAGAUGGAGAAAGCAGACAUUCUGGAGAUGACAGUUGACUUCCUGAGACAACUGCAGCUCUCUCGCCAUGGAAACUCUGUCACAGGUUUAACAGCUGCCAACCAGGGUCACUCCAGGUGUGUCCAGGAGGUGGUCCACUUCCUGUCUAAGGAUGAGGUGAAGACACUGGCCAACAGAAGAAUGUUGGAUCACUUCCAGAACCUUCGGACCUCCUCUGAUACAAGGCUGACUGAGAGAGGUUCAAUUCAGCUGAGCUCUCCACUCAAGAACAAUAUCACCAAAGAGAAGAGUUCAGUUAACCGGGCCGUCUGGAGGCCCUGGUAGAAACCUACACACUGGAGGUACCAGACAACAUUGACCAUGUUGGUCACAACAUGUUGUUGUCAAUGUAUAAUAUUAACUCAAUAUUGUAAUUGUUUGAGGUUCGUAUAUCACGUUAUUCUUCUAAAAGAAGAAAACCUCCACAUGUUUCUGCUACGUGUUGUAGUGUACUGUAUCAACUGUCUGUUAUUACAGACUAACAUAGGAGCUUUUGCUGCUUUAAAGUUUGAUGGUCAAACGUAAUUGCAAAUCUUUCUGAAAAUAUUGAGCCUCUUUCUCCAAUGUAAAGAUAGGGCAUGUUUAGUGCAUCUAUUUCCAUUUAAGGAAAAAUGUUAUGCCGUAUAAUUAAUUUCUAAUGAUCAUAUUGAUCUAUUCUGUGUUCUUACUUUAAAUCUUUGAUUUGAAAUCUGUGCUCUAUCAAUUGGUGAUUUGUUACAAGAUCAAAAUUAACUUUUAUCUGUUGCAUUGUAUUCUAAUGAUCAAAUUGAUCUAUUCUGUGUUCUUCCUUUAAAUCUUUGAUUUGAAAUCUGUGCUCUAUCAAUUACUGAUCUGUUACAAGAUCAAAAAGUGACUUUUAUCUGUUUGCAUUGUGUGAGGUUAUUCUUACACACAAUUGGUGACAUUUCUAUUUUCAGGAAAAUUACCAUCUUUAUUUUUCACAAGCAUUACUAUUCUAAUUGGAUCCUAAUUGAUCACUUUGUGACAAAUUCCUGAUCAGUUAUAUGAUCAUGUUGCUUGUUUGCUUUUAUGAUGAAGCAUAAAACAUUGGAUUCAUAAUGAACUAUGAGCUGCACAUUAAUUUAUAAUGUCAACUCAAUAUUGUUACAUGUAACAUAUCUAUGUCUUUUAUGAAGACAACAAAUGUAUAUCCUCUACUCUGUUUGAGUAAUGCGUUUUGGAGAUCUUU
Molecule: messenger RNA, 1445 nt
Organism: Gadus chalcogrammus (walleye pollock)
Lineage: Eukaryota; Metazoa; Chordata; Actinopteri; Gadiformes; Gadidae
Product: transcription factor HES-5-like
Exons: 2
Coding region: 47-541 (164 amino acids)
Biological process (GO): anterior/posterior pattern specification; regulation of transcription by RNA polymerase II; regulation of neurogenesis
Cellular component (GO): nucleus
Molecular function (GO): DNA-binding transcription factor activity, RNA polymerase II-specific; protein dimerization activity; RNA polymerase II cis-regulatory region sequence-specific DNA binding
Source: RefSeq, a predicted model, not a curated record